AUAGCACAUGUGACACAAGCCAUUGUACGCGCUCCAUCUCUGCCAGGAUUCUUAAAGCCCCCCCCCAAACAGCUCGCGCGAUAAGUGUGAAACAAUACAGAUGACCAUCACCACCAUCGCGCUGGUUUUGUUUUUCCUUUUUCGCACGCCCUAGUCAUUUUAUGUUAAUUCCCCCCCACCUUCAAGGUCGUAACUGAGCUGCUCUCUCGUAUCCUGAGAGAAAGGGAAAAAAGUCAAAAGAAAAGGCGCAUUCAUUCCACUCACCUUAAGCUGCAUCGAAAUAGCUCUCCCUGGCUUAUUUUCUCGUACUAACCAUUCCCUGCGCAUAAUUUUUGCCGCACAUAUACGAACAUGCUUGCGUACGCAAACGUGUAGCAGCACACACGUACCCUUCGUUGUUCAGUCCGUGAAAAAGGAUACAACGAAGGGAGUGCAAUUUAGAGGUGGUCAAAACAGUAAGUUCUUUUCCUCGCAGUUGGAAGCCUCCAAACGAUUGAGGGAAACCCCUUCGAGAGUAAAUUGCCCCAUCCAACGUAACAACCUUGCUGAAGAAUGGCCAGGAGAUAUGACAGCAGGACGACCACCUUCUCCCCAGAGGGAAGAUUAUACCAAGUAGAGUACGCCCUAGAAGCAAUAAAUAAUGCCAGCAUAACAAUUGGCAUAAUAACAAACGAAGGAGUAAUCCUGGGGGCCGACAAAGUGUUCAUAUCUAAGUUAAUAGAUAAGGCAAAUAAUUUCGAAAAAAUCUACAAAAUUGACAAACAUAUAUUUUGUGGAGUGGCAGGACUAAAUGCAGAUGCCAACAUUUUAAUUAAUCAGUCAAGACUAUACACACAAAGAUAUCUGUACAACUACAAUGAUGUGCAGCCUGUCUCCCAAUUAGUUGUUCAAAUUUGCGAUAUAAAGCAGAGCUAUACACAGUAUGGGGGGUUAAGGCCCUACGGUGUGAGUUUUUUGAUUGCGGGGUAUGAUGUAAAGGAGGGAUACCAGCUGUACCACACCGAUCCCAGUGGGAACUAUUCUGGAUGGUUUGCUACCGCCAUUGGCACGAAUAACUUGACGGCCAGUUCGAUUCUCAAGCAGGAGUGGAAGAAGGACAUGACCCUGCAGGAUGGCCUGUUGCUGGCCCUGAAAACGCUGGCCAAGAGCACAGAUAGCGAGGUACCCAAAAGCGAAAAAAUCGAGUUAGCCUACCUAUCCAACAAAGACGGGGAGCUCAUACAGAAAUAUUUAACAGAAAAGGAAAUAGCAGAACUGGUUAAAGUAUACACAGAAAAGUAUGUGAAAGAGUAA
Molecule: messenger RNA, 1293 nt
Organism: Plasmodium vivax (malaria parasite P. vivax)
Lineage: Eukaryota; Apicomplexa; Aconoidasida; Haemosporida; Plasmodiidae
Product: 20S proteasome alpha subunit C, putative
Exons: 2
Coding region: 553-1293 (246 amino acids)
Biological process (GO): ubiquitin-dependent protein catabolic process
Cellular component (GO): proteasome core complex, alpha-subunit complex; nucleus; proteasome core complex
Source: RefSeq, a predicted model, not a curated record